AUGUGGAGAAACGUACUUGCGAAAGAAUUGAAAUUUGAGAGGCCAAAUAUGGCCUCAAAGAGAUUAAUUCUUUCAGUGCUGAAUUCAACAGCCACUAAGAGAGAAGCUAAGGAUUAUUUGAAAAAAUAUAAUAAUGAGCCAAUUAUAGUGAAUCAUUGUUUAUUAUUUAUUCGUGGAUUGCAUAGUAUUAAUGAAUUGACUGCUAAAAAACUUUCGGGUUCAAUCAAAAGAUUAAGAAUGUUAGGUUUACGACCUAUAUGUGUAAUACCUCCAACGCCGUUUAUGGAUAAGGAAGCAGAAAUGUUGGAUUCAAUGGUUACAUCUGCUUCUUUAAGACCUUUACAUUUAAGGGAAGCUCUCACAAGAACAUCUCUAGGGACUUAUAAAUCAAUCAUUUCUUCUAAUUCUAGAUUAUUUGAUGAUACAAUAUCUGGAACGGUUCCCAUCAUUAAACCAUAUGUAUAUAACGAAUCUGAUGCUUCCGAAUAUUUAUCUAAGGAUAUUGUUAAAUUUAUGACUCAUUUCAGUAAAGAUUCAAGUCUCUUAAUUGAUAAAUUCUUUAUAUUGAAUACAAUUGGUGGAACACCAUCAUUAGAAAGAAAUGAUAAUGCUCAUGUUUUCAUCAAUUUAUCACAAGAAUUUGAAACUUUGAAGAAAAAUCUUUCAGAUCAAUUGCAUAAAUUACAACUAAGACAACCAGAUUCAUCAAAUUUAGUAGAUCGUAUGCGAUUACAUAUCUAUGAUGAUAUGAUCACUCACAAAGAAGAAGAGCUUAAAGAACAUUUAGAAGAUAUGGAACUCAUGAACAGUGUUUUGUCAAACCUGUCGACAAGAUCUACCGGUUUAGUUACUACAAUCAAAUCUGCAAGUGUUUUUAAAGAUACAAAAAAUCCUUUACUAUAUAACUUACUUACUGAUAGAUCUUUAAUAUCAUCAUCCUUACCAAGAUUUAAGAACAAUAGAAGAUUAAAAGUUGAAACGGCAAUACUGGAUGAAAAGGAAGAACAACAUGAAUCAGAUUUUAGUAGUUCUUCCAAUAAAUUAAAUGAUGCCGUAUUUGAUACAACGGUAUUUAAGAAAGGUGUUGAUAUAAAGGUAUUCAACUCAAAAUUAUUGACCCAGUUUAAUAGUAUCGGAUUACCACCAGAAUUUAUUAUGAAAGAUUCAGAUUUACCACCAUAUAUUGGUCUAAAGUUGGAUUUACAGAAAAUGAAAAAUAUCCUUGAUAAAAGUUUUAAUAGAUCGUUGGAUCUAUCACAUUACUUACAUAGGAUUAACAAUAACAUCGCAUCCGUGAUUAUUAUUGGAGAUUACGAAGGUAUAGCUAUCUUAACUUACGAGGGCCCAAAGGAAAAACCUUUUGUUUAUUUGGACAAAUUUGCUGUUUUACCUCAUCUAAAGGGAUCACUAGGUAUAUCUGAUAUAAUAUUCAAUUUAAUGUUUAAACAAUUCCCAAAGGAGGUUUUAUGGAGAAGUAGAAAGGAUAAUGUCGUAAAUAAAUGGUACUUUCAAAGAAGUGUGUCUGUAAUCGAUCUUUCGAAUGACCUCGGUGGGAAUGAUCAAGUAGAUAGCAAUUUCAAGAUGUUUUAUUACGGCGAUAAUAAUUCUGAUUUGGAAAGUUUUGGGAAUAAAGACACAUUACAAAAAAGAUUAACUGAAUUUGCAAAAUUUAUACGUGAUAUAAAACCAAGUUGGGAAAAAUAA
Molecule: messenger RNA, 1704 nt
Organism: Maudiozyma saulgeensis
Lineage: Eukaryota; Fungi; Ascomycota; Saccharomycetes; Saccharomycetales; Saccharomycetaceae
Source: the annotation of a GenBank genome assembly